UCUCACUUAGCUUGUGGUUAAGUGUCCUCUUCUCCAGAUUAUCGAAAUGUUCCGUGUACUCUUUUUGUUUGCUGCCGUUUUCUAUGUGGUCGAGGCUACUGUAAUAUUACCCAACCCUACAGUUACUUCUAAGUGUAACAUCUAUAAGAAAGACUUGUGUUGGGCACUUGUGGAUUGCAUUUGUCGUCCAUUCCAAAAUCCUUGUCUAAGGGAUGCCGAGAACGCGCUUAGGAUAGAGAAUUGUAAAACACCAAUUGUGCCCGUAACGGAGGAACUAUGCAAGCAUUUCAUUCCGAAGGUAUGUCUCUGGGGAAGACCCGUGAAAGCCUACUUCCCUAAGCCUCCCAAAUGCGGCUGCCCGGACAAGCCGGGUACUAUAGACGAACUAACGUUCAAGAAUUUCUGCCAACUGCAGAAAUAUUCUGCCGAAAAGAAUGAGGCUUAUGUGUCCUACAAAAAAUGCUCUUUGUUAAAAUGAACUGCCUUGCGCUCAAAAUCUCUGUUGACGAUCACGACAAAACACUUUCCAUUUGUUGUUUCUAAUUGUUUUUAUUAAAUAUGUAAACUCAUUCUUUUCAAA
This is a messenger RNA of Drosophila virilis, 580 nucleotides long. RefSeq names its product Sgs5bis (gene Sgs5bis). The record is from RefSeq and is a predicted model, not a curated record. Lineage: Eukaryota; Metazoa; Arthropoda; Insecta; Diptera; Drosophilidae.